CACGCUCACUCCGGAGCAAGUGCGAGUAGCAGCUGUCGGCUGGAAGGAACUGGUCUGUCUGGUCACACUCACUGAGCUGGCUUCUGACUCUUGGGAGAGACAUUCACAGCUGCUCUGACUGCCUUCUUCGCCUUUGCCUUCGCCUUGGACUCGCAGUGAAAGGCCUCCCUGUGGACACUGAGUGACCAUCCCCAGCAUUUGGAUUUCUACAGCGCCCAGGGCCAGACCCCCAAAGACUUCCAGGUCCUAGACCCCAGCAGACGCGGAACGAUGGCCUCCAUGGGGCUACAGGUGAUGGGCAUCGCGCUGGCCGUGCUGGGCUGGCUGGGCGCCAUCCUGAGCUGUGCGCUGCCCAUGUGGCGGGUCACGGCCUUCAUCGGCAGCAACAUCGUCACGUCGCAGACCAUCUGGGAAGGCCUGUGGAUGAACUGCGUGGUGCAGAGCACCGGCCAGAUGCAGUGCAAGGUGUACGACUCCAUGCUGGCGCUGCCGCAGGACCUGCAGGCCGCCCGCGCCCUCAUCGUCAUCUGCAUCGUCGUGGCUGUGGUGGGCGUGCUGCUGUCUGUGGUGGGUGGCAAGUGCACCAACUGCGUGGAGGAUGAGAGCACCAAAGCCAAGACCAUGAUUGUGGCGGGCGUGGUGUUCAUUCUGGCCGGCCUGCUGGUGAUGGUGCCGGUGUCCUGGACGGCCAACACCAUCAUCCGAGAUUUCUACAAUCCGCUGGUGGCCGCUGGUCAGAAGCGGGAGAUAGGGGCCUCGCUCUAUGUGGGCUGGGCGGCUGCCGGCCUGAUGAUGCUUGGGGGGGCCCUGCUCUGCUGCAACUGCCCACCCCGCGCUGACAAACCCUACUCGGCCAAGUAUUCUGCCGCCCGCUCCGCCCCUGCCAGCAACUACGUGUAAGGUGCCACCGCUCAACUCUUUUCAGACUUUGUUUCUCCCUGGACUCAGCUCAGCGCAGCUUGUAACCCUAGGAUGGCCCUGCCGUGGCCCGCAGGCUGCUGGGGGAUGGGCGAGCAGGGACUGAGACAGGACAUUGGCCAGCAGCCCUCAGCCCCUCUGGCCCUCUCGGAUGCCUUCCUAAGGCUUCCUCUACACUACAAGGACGGACUGAAAGACUUCCUAGCCACCUUCCUCUGAAUGGAUAUGGACACAGGGGCGGGGGGCAUGACAGUGGAGUAGGGAGCUGGCUCUUGCUGGCCAGGACAGCUCAGCCCUGACUCUACUUGGGAUCUCUGACUGGGUGCCCUGCCAAUGCCUGUGUUGGCCACUGUUCUUUGAUCAUCCCCACUCCCUCCAAGCGCAUCCUGUGGAAACCUGUGGCCGUGAGAAUGGCUGGGGCCUCACCCACCCACCUGCCUACGGAGCAGAGUUGACAGACGGGUUUAGAAGGGAGGGGUGAAGGUGCUACAAACUGGUUUGGGUAGUGGUGGGGGAGGGGGCUGUAGAGGCAGCCCUGGUUGCCCGUACCUCUUCCCACCCACCCUGUAGCCUCAGUGGCUUCAGCAGAACCCUGGGCCCCUUGACACUGGCCACCUCCAUCUGCCAAUGCGAAGGUCAUUGGCUGGCCUGGGGGAGGCAGAGGGGACGGAAUCACUCUGGCCUUCAUCCUGGGGCUUUUCCCUGCCUCCUCUGUGGUCUGUUUUGUAAUUUAAGAUCUAUUUGUCACGGUAAUUACUAUUAUUUUCUACAAUAAAUGGCACCUGUGCACAGGAA
Molecule: messenger RNA, 1713 nt
Organism: Myotis davidii
Lineage: Eukaryota; Metazoa; Chordata; Mammalia; Chiroptera; Vespertilionidae
Gene: CLDN4
Product: claudin 4
Exons: 1
Coding region: 271-900 (209 amino acids)
Biological process (GO): cell adhesion; bicellular tight junction assembly
Cellular component (GO): plasma membrane; bicellular tight junction
Molecular function (GO): structural molecule activity
Source: RefSeq, a predicted model, not a curated record